GUCUAACAAUUAAAACAAGAAAAUUAAAAAUUUAGAUGAUUAAAUGGUCCAAUUCCUUAUAACUGUCCAUAUAAUGUUUAAAAAUGGAUUUUUUGAAGCUUGCAAGAUGAGGUUGGUUUUUAAUAUGGGCAGGCAUCAUAUUCCAGAGACGGCUAGUCGAUACUGAGAAAGACCUUCCACCCUCAGUCUCCCGUUUGAAUCGGGGGCAGACAAGGUUUAAUUGACCAUGCCUGCUCGUUCUUCUGUUCACGUCUGCAUUCCUAACAAGCAUCUGGGUAAGAUAAAAUGGGCACUUCCCUAGAAUCCGUUUAUAUACCAAUAUUGACUUAUUUAUUUUCGCUUCAUGGUAAAAUGGAGCCCAACCUAAUUGUUUGGUGAAUCAAAUGUUUUGGUUGAGAAUGGUAUUUUUGACAGUUGUGAAGUAUUCUGUCUUAACAUGCAGUCUGUCCACACUGUAAUAAAGCCGCCUUAGAUGAACCUCUCAAGUCGAUUGGCCAACGGGCGGUCAAAUAUAUCUCACUUCUGCGGGGGCAGUCCUGUAUGUUAAGCUCUGCUGCCGACGACGCACUUUCUUUGAAAGAAAAUUGUUGUAGGAAAAACGUUGGUUAUGAAAUGAUAAUAUUCAGACUAGUUGAGUGACACAUUUUAAUUCUCAGUCUUAUCAAUCAAACUUAAUAUUUUCUAUUUUGCCCAUAGAUUUAACUUAACAGGAACAUCGACUCCAUCACGUUGCAGCCGUCGAAGGAAAAAAUAAGCCCGUGACGUGCAAUGAUAAGAUAACACAAGAUACAGAUAUGAUAUGGCGGGAUAACAGUAUAGACAGAUCCUUAAAAUACAGUAUGGCCCGGGGUUAAUAAGAUACAAUCCUCUCAUUGAAUCCUACAAGUUAUUCUGCCGUACGAAAAAGAAUGCCACCCAUUACCGCUGAUCACAUACAGACAUGCCACAUCUACCGCAACCAAGAAAAUAUGGCUUCAAGUACAUAUUUAAUGACCGACUCGGUUCGAAGGCGUCCUUGUGUAAAAAUUUCCUGAUUUUGAAACUGCUCGAAGGCAAAUUGUCUUUGCUUUAAUUGACUUUUAAUCAGUAGAAAGUCGCCUUCAAAGAACGCGGUGCAACCACAUUUCAGUUGGACACAAAAUAAGACGAAGCGGCCAUGAUUACAAACCGAAGCUCGUUAUUUCCUAACAGAUAUAGUACAAGCAAAUCAAAACUCUUUCUUCUCUGGCUGAGAGAGGAUGUGUAAUGAUAAAUGAUCUACUGAGCACGUUAUGUUCAUUUAAUGUUCAAGACAUGCUAUUUGUCAAAUCGCAAGACCAUUAACCAACACACGAUUUCGAUUGGCUCGGAUCUCUGACUCCUGCUUUUCAGUCAACCCUAGUUUACAGCUGGCUCCAUAUUGUCAAAAAGCUAUAAUUAAGCAAAACAGUGAAAUGCAUUACAGCCCUGUUUUAAUAAUUAGAUGCUGGAGCACAAGCUUGGCAAUCUCAUAAAAUGGCGUGUUGUUUACUCGAAGAGCCCUAGAUGUCACUAAAAACCAACGAUAAGUCAAGAGAAAUUUAAUUUUGAGCAAAGGGCGAUGAACAUGCUACGUUAUAUUUCGGAAGGCACAUGAAUGAUGGACGAAAGAAGAUGUUUUUCCAGAGACAGAGAAAGCUUAUCAUUUUAGUUGAUCUUCUUGGAUUCAUUUUAUCAACAGGAAUAACGCUUGGUGAAGAUCUCAGCCCAGAAAAGAAACUGCAUAAACGAUUGUUCAAUGACAGCUACUACAGCGUCGACCUGUUGCCGCUGACUAAUCUCUCAAGCACAAUUAAUGUCUCCUUUGGAUUUGAUCUGGUUAAAAUCGUCAACGUGAACGCAAAAGAACAAUCUCUAACAGUGUAUGGCUGGGUUCAACAGAUAUGGAUAAAUCCUAUGCUGCGGUGGAAUGUGUCUGACUUCCAAGGAAUUAGAAAACUCCACGUGGAACCUAAGAGGGUCUGGGUUCCCGAUAUUCAUCUGUACAACAACAAUGAUGGUCAGGACCAUUUUGCAGGCGGAAGAAGCAGUUAUCGAUCUGGUGUAACCCUGUACUCAAACGGUACCAACACUUGGUUCAACCCAAAGAUGUUUACGACCCUGUGUGGAAUCAAAGUAAAGUACUUUCCCUUUGAUAUUCAGACAUGCGAGCUCAAAUUCGGCUCGUUGGUGUACGAUGCUCGCACACUGAACAUUGAGCCUCUGAAAAAGCUUAAAUUCCCAGCUGCGUAUUUCCAAGAAAAUGGCGAGUGGGAAAUUUACAAAGUUAAGAUGCAACGAAGCGAGCAAUACUAUCAACGCUGUCCAGACGAUCCCUUCGUCGAAAUAACCGUCACCAUCAAGAUGGGGAGGGAAAGCACGGAUUACUUCAUCAAUUUGAUUGUGCCUUGCUGCCUGAUCUCGUCCAUGAUUUUUCUUGGAUUUAUCCUGCCGCCGGAAUCGGGUGAGCGAAUAGGUUUGAGUAUUACGGUACUGUUGGCUAUGACCGUCUUUCAACAGCUCACAUCAGAGAUCAUGCCAUCUUAUGAUUUUCCCAUACUGGGACAGUAUUAUUUUGCUAUUAUCAUGGAGAUCGGAGCUUCUGUGGUGGUGACGACCAUGAUUUUGAACUUCUACCACAGAACGAAUCGAAAAAUGCCCGGAUGGGUGAAGAAGCUUGUGAUUGAUUGGAUCGCGACUAUCGUGUUCCUGACCAAUACUUCCGAGAAAAGAAAAAUCGUGCGUCGAAAAACCAUGAGAAGAAGCCGACGUCGACAGCGACAGAGAUCUGGGAUCCAAAACGAAUCACGCAAAAGGUCGAUCAAGAAGAAACCAGAGGACAUCAAAGACCAGCAGAUCCAGGGAUUCAAUAUGGUAACAUUCAGUGACACCAUCUACUGCGGGCCUCCGGUUUCUGAACCAGUGACCACGGACAUGGAAAAUCGUGGACGCCAAAUGAACUACGUUGUCAACUCGUACCCAUUCCAAAAUUCACACGAGGCGCUAGAAGGUCCACUUAAAAACAACGAAGAAGCUCGUCCGUACAUGGAUGAUAGCGAUACCUUGAGCGAGGACGAGUUGGCAAUCAGACAUUGGGAAUGGACUUUAGUCGCAAGGAUUCUGGAUCGCUUUUUCCUCGUUGUGGCGAUUAUUUGCGGCAUAAUCACGGUCUCGGCAAUAUUCUUACGGGCACCAAAGUUGUGGCAAGAUUUGAACAAGUUAACAAAGGAUAAUCCUGAACCAUUAGUUGACGAAUAGAUGCAAUGCAAGAGAUAAAUAAUCCAGUGAAUCCAUGGAACUGAAUUUUAUCCCUUUUUUGCCUUAAACGAUCAGCAUUCAGCGAAAUGUCAAGCCUUAAUUUGAAUGCACUGCAUUUUUAUAAUUAUCUCUUUGCUUACUUUUACGUGCUAAGAAAGUUAUAAUAGAGUAACACUUCGAGGUAGCACGUUAGUUGAUCCAGCGAUAUCGAAGAAUAUCAAACAUGCCAAUGAGCUACAACAAUUACAUUAAGGGUGAGACAGCAUAGAUUGAAAACUGUUGGUUUGUGCUGUUUUAUCGCCCAUGCUUCAAUACAAACUUAACGUAGCUAUACGUCAGGGUUUGUGCAUCUUGAAAAGUUUAGCCUUAGUUUCUCAAAUUCGUCGUCUGCAAUCCGUGUUAAUCUAUUUCAUCCUAAACAAUCCUUGUUCCAUUAUGGCUUAUUAUUAUCUCUUUGGUGUUUUUCUAUCUUAGCGAACUUUUAUUUUCAGAUUGGUAAUAACUCAAAAUGCCGUGACUGAGCUCCUUAACGUUUUCCUCAUAUUUAGCCAGUCUUAACAUGAGAUCAACAACAAAAAUUACACUAAACAAAACAUUGUUAACUUGUGUUAGAUAUGUGAGAAGUUAUGAUGCCAAUUACAGCUUAAAAGUUUCCAAUCGCAGUGCACUAUUUGUAAAUUUCCGAUCGUUGGCAAUGUUAACAUUUUCUAUAUACAGCUUUGUUCAGAAAAUAUCUUGAAUUCGAGUGUUUGUUCAUUAUGCGUUAUCGCAGCCUGUUUCAAUUAUUACAACUACAUGUUUUUUAAUAUUGUAGUUAAUUUCUCCAGUACUAUAAAAAGCUUGAUUAUUCGCAUUAUCCAAUAUUUGUCAGUCAUCUGAAGGCGUAAUUGAAGUCAGGAAAAUUUUUAUCUAUUAACUAUACGCGACGGUAAAGAGCAGUUACUGGUUACAGUGGUGUAUCAUGAAAAUGUGUCGGACGAAGUUACAAUAAAUCGUUCUUUUACUAGUGUGAAAAUUA
Orbicella faveolata is the source of this 4273-nucleotide messenger RNA. RefSeq names its product acetylcholine receptor subunit alpha-like. Gene Ontology annotation, biological process: monoatomic ion transmembrane transport. Gene Ontology annotation, cellular component: membrane. The record is from RefSeq and is a predicted model, not a curated record. Lineage: Eukaryota; Metazoa; Cnidaria; Anthozoa; Scleractinia; Merulinidae. Gene Ontology annotation, molecular function: extracellular ligand-gated monoatomic ion channel activity; transmembrane signaling receptor activity.